Messenger RNA from Lachnellula hyalina, 690 nucleotides. RefSeq lists its product as uncharacterized. The coding region runs from base 1 to 690 and encodes 229 amino acids. NCBI's taxonomy places the organism in Eukaryota, Fungi, Ascomycota, Leotiomycetes, Helotiales, Lachnaceae. Gene Ontology annotation, biological process: protein homooligomerization. The record is from RefSeq and is a predicted model, not a curated record. The transcript has a single exon.
AUGUACACCACAAUCAAAACAUUACAACGUAACUUCGUCACUGACCCGGAAAGAUGGCUGGGUCAAAGCAUAUACUUCAAGAGUCUGUUCUCUGGGAAAUGGGGUGAUGAACAGGAAGAUGGCUCAUACUUUAUCGAAACCGACGCUCACAUCUUUGAACACAUCCUUCGGUAUCUUCGGACCGGGGUUCUUCCAGUCUUCUACGACAGAGGAAAAGGUCACGAUUUCGCGCUUUAUCAAGCUCUACUAGAGGAAGCGAAAUAUUUCGUCAUUGAACGACUGGAAAAAUGGUUACGCGAACGCAAAUAUCUGGAGGUCGUCGAAAUCCGUUAUUUAGCUACCGAAACUCAAGACCGAGGAGCUUACAAGAAACAUACCAGGUCUGAUAAUGAGGGCCGCACAUUCAUGGUGGAGGAUCACUUUGUUGAGAUUACAACGAGUGGCAACAUAGAGACUACAAUGGUCCCUAUGGUACAACAACAGAACUCCUUCUACUGCCCCAACGGAAAGCAUGGCAAAAGCGAUGAAGGAUACUGUAGGAGCUGCAUUGAGCAAGCAAGAGACGACAAAAUCUAUGUAAAUGGUGGCUGGAGAGAAGAGGACCAACUCAAGUGGUGCAUUGUGCGGAAAGAAGUUGUUUUUAACCACGAUCUCUGCGUCAACGCGUAUUUAGAAGAUGCUCUGCCAUGA